AUGUGGAUACUUUAUCUGUUGAGAAUUUUCGAUUGCUAUUUACAACUUUUUCUUCGGAUGUGGUUUCUAAAAAAGACAAGGAAAGACUUGUCAACAAUGAACAGAAUAAAAGGUUCUCUUUUAGAAUAUGCAUUUAAGAAGCAUGCGUUUGAGUAUGGCGACUUGAAUUCGGAAAAUGUAUUAAUUUUCGUUGGUGGGUUAACUGACAAACUUGCCACUGUUCCUUAUGUCCCUUUCUUAUCGGGAGAGCUGAAUAAGAUGGGAUGGUCAGUUGUUCAAAUUGAGUUCACGUCUUCACAUAUUGGAUGGGGGACUGGGUCGUUGGCAAGAGACCAUUCUGAGAUUGCCGAGCUAGUAAGGUUUCUGAAGUCUAAGCAAGGAGGAGCUAGGAAGAAAAUAGGUAUAAUGGGACACUCAACGGGGUGUCAAAACACAAUCUACUAUUUCUGCAAGGCGGAAAGAAACAAAGACUAUGACGAAUUGGACUUUGGUAUUAUCCAAGCCAGUGUCUCUGACAGCGAGGCGGUUUCCAUGUUUGGCAAUGAGGCCACCAAGUUAGUCGAGGAAGGUCUUGUCUUGGCAAAGGAACAUUUGGAGAGAGGCCAACCAAAGGAGUUGAUGCCUUACAAAUAUAGCCAACUUUUCUUUGACACCCCUUUAAAUGCCUAUCGUUUCUAUUCCCUAUAUAGUAAACGUGGGGAUGAUGAUUUUUUCUCCUCAUAUUUAAGUGACCAAGAGCUCAAAUCCAUUUUUGGUAAAAUCGAUAAGCCAUUGUUGUGCCUCUAUUCUGGAGCAGACGAAUUUGUACCAGAGAAAAUUGACAAGGAACUACUACUCAAGAGAUUUUCCGAGGCCACCCCCAAUGGUCUCUGGUCGAAAAAUUCCAAGGUAAUUUCCGGUGCAUUACAUAAUUUAGGAGACGGGUCACGUGACGGCGCGGUUGCCGAAUUGGGCCGCGCGGUUGUGGGAUUUUUGACUGAGGAAGUGGGAUGCUAA
Molecule: messenger RNA, 996 nt
Organism: Pichia kudriavzevii
Lineage: Eukaryota; Fungi; Ascomycota; Pichiomycetes; Pichiales; Pichiaceae
Exons: 1
Coding region: 1-996 (331 amino acids)
Source: RefSeq, a predicted model, not a curated record